AUGGCCAAGUGGCUGCUGGUCAGCCACUACUUCGUGGUAGGUGCCUUAGCGGCCUCGGAAGCGCAAUUGAAGUUCGUGCCGGUGCCCGUGGAAGAACGUCUCAAAGUGAAAGACUCCGUAGAAUCGCUGAGGUCGUCCCCGAGACUCAUUCGCAACGCGAUAGAAAUUAUCUGCAGCAAGAUCAGACGUAUCUCCAGCAAGAUCGAACGUAUCCUCAACAAGAUCGGACGUAUCCGCAACAAGAUCGGACGUAUACGCCGCAGGAUCGUGGGUAUCCACAACCGGAUCGAGACUUUCGUCAACAGGGGGGCUUCGGGGAUCGCAGAGAUGGAUCUCGUCAAAGAUGAAGGACGAUCGCAAUCAUGCGGACCACAGAGCCCCUGUCUCGAACCAGACGGACUUUUUCCCGUCGAUGGGAACUGUUGCGGAUUUGUGAACUGCGCUAAUUGUCGCCCGUUCACGCAAAGGUGUGCGGCUGGGACGGUUUUCGACCUCGACCUUUGGAUAUGCAAUCAUGAACGUGAUACCCAACAAUGCGCCGGCAACAACCGAGAAUGUGCCUUCCAAACGGUGAAUCUCCGCGGACAAGCGCAGGAUUACGAUAGCCAAGAUGAUGGAGCUUCAUCGAGAAAUCCCGACGGAAUCAGCGGCAGCGGGUCCAAUGGCAGCCCUGGUUGGGAGUACGCCUCAGCAUCCGAAGUCAAAGAAGUCAAGAAAAAAACCGGCAAAGUGUCACGCGUGAAGAAAGUCGCCAAAGCAUCCAAAGCAUAGUCUUAUUGUCAUCCGUUGGAUGGGGAAAAAUCCCGAAAAUGUCCCAUAUGUGAAGAGAUGCAUAUUCGCUGAUCUUUGAUCCGGCGCACAAGUUCAGAGUCUGGGGUCACUCUUGAACUCAACAGCAUGGAAAUCAUUCGCUCCGGUUCUCCGACGCUUCUCCGUGUAUCAGGUCUUGUAUAGAUUCGUCAUAUUCUCCAUUCUGAUGGCCCGUAUUGAAGAAGUCGUGAGUGAUCCCGCUCAGGUGCAUCCCGAAUCGCUCGCAAAGUCUUGGAAUCUCUCGUUGCGAGGACGAGAUGUCCGAUGAAGCAUGAAGCUCCCGUCGCGAAAUCUUCAACUGAUUCUACUCGGCCUCGUAUCUUGCGAACUCUAUGGAGCUUUGGCCAUUCUGUCUAACAAGGUGGU
Messenger RNA from Galendromus occidentalis (western predatory mite), 1176 nucleotides. RefSeq lists its product as uncharacterized. Gene Ontology annotation, cellular component: extracellular region. The transcript has 5 exons. The coding region runs from base 1 to 771 and encodes 256 amino acids. NCBI's taxonomy places the organism in Eukaryota, Metazoa, Arthropoda, Arachnida, Mesostigmata, Phytoseiidae. Gene Ontology annotation, molecular function: chitin binding. The record is from RefSeq and is a predicted model, not a curated record.